GGUCAAGGUCUUACCCACUUAAAUAUGUGUAACACACCGACUUACUGUGACCUAGGAAAGGCUGCCAAGGAUGUCUUCAAUAAAGGAUAUGGAUUUGGCAUGGUUAAAAUAGAUCUGAAAACCAAGUCCUGUAGUGGAGUGGAAUUUUCUACUUCUGGUCAUGCUUACACUGAUACAGGGAAAGCGUCAGGCAACCUAGAGACCAAAUAUAAGGUCUGUAACUAUGGACUUACCUUCACCCAGAAAUGGAACACAGACAAUACUCUCGGAACAGAAAUUUCUUUGGAGAAUAAGUUGGCUGAAGGGUUGAAACUGACUCUUGAUACCAUAUUUGUACCGAACACAGGAAAGAAGAGUGGAAAAUUGAAGGCCUCUUAUAAACGGGAUUGUUUCAGUCUUGGCAGUAAUGUUGAUAUGGAUUUUUCUGGACCAACCAUCUAUGGCUGGGCUGUGUUAGCCUUUGAGGGUUGGCUUGCUGGCUAUCAGAUGAGUUUUGACACAGCCAAAUCCAAACUGUCACAGAAUAAUUUUGCCCUGGGUUAUAAGGCUGCAGACUUCNAGCUGCACACUCAUGUGAAUGAUGGCACUGAAUUUGGAGGGUCUAUCUACCAGAAGGUUAACGAGAAGAUUGAAACGUCAAUAAAUCUUGCUUGGACGGCUGGCAGUAACAAUACCUGUUUUGGCAUCACUGCUAAAUACAAGCUGGAUUGUAGAACUUCUCUAUCUGCUAAAGUAAAUAAUGCCAGCCUGAUUGGACUGGGUUAUAGUCAGACCCUUCAACCUGGUGUCAAACUGACCCUAUCAGCUUUAAUCGACGGAAAGAACUUCAAAGCAGGAGGUCACAAGGUUGGGUUGGGAUUUGAACUAGAAGCUUAA
Molecule: messenger RNA, 876 nt
Organism: Odobenus rosmarus divergens (Pacific walrus)
Lineage: Eukaryota; Metazoa; Chordata; Mammalia; Carnivora; Odobenidae
Product: voltage-dependent anion-selective channel protein 3-like
Exons: 3
Coding region: 25-876 (283 amino acids)
Biological process (GO): monoatomic anion transmembrane transport
Cellular component (GO): mitochondrial outer membrane
Molecular function (GO): voltage-gated monoatomic anion channel activity
Source: RefSeq, a predicted model, not a curated record